AUGAAGUUGGCGCGAGCGUGGAAGAGGAGCGCGCGGGCCUCGGGGGAUCCUGGAGGCCAGGUGUGGCCUUCCGGAGAUGUACUUCCAGAGUGCUCUGUGAAUUUCCAAGAGCAACAGAAGAUGAAUAAAUCUCUGGGGUUGGUAUCAUUUGAGGACGUGGAUGUGGACUUCACCUGGGAGGAGUGGCAGGACCUGGAUGAUGCUCAGAAGACCCUGUACAGGGACGUGAUGCUGGAGACGUACAGCAGCCUGGUGUCCUUGGGGCAUUGCAUUACCAAACCCGAGGUGAUCUUCAAGUUGGAGCAAGGAGCAGAGCCGUGGAUGGUAGAAGAGUCCUCAAACCAGAGCCUCCCAGAUGUCCAGAUAGUCAAUGACAUAAUGGAGAGGAGCCAGGAAAUUCACAGUAGGCAUCUGUGGCAAGGUAUAAUGACCAACAGAAAAACAUCAAAUGAGAGAGUUGAAUUAGGAGAAGCACUUAAUUUGAGCUCAAACCAUAUUCCAGAUCUGAUGAUAAAUAAUGGAAACUAUUCAGGGAUGAGUCCUGAGGAGUUUGAUGGACAUCAGAAUGGGUUUGUCCCUAUUGAACCUGAUGAGAUGCAGGUGGGAGAGAAACCUGAUGAUCAAAGUAUAACUGAGGAAUCUCUUAUACCUGAUAAACAUCUUUGUCAUCGUCAUAAGAUGCAAUCUGAGCAGCAGCUUUUUGAAUAUAGUAGACCAGUAAAAGCCUUCAACACAGAAGCAAUAUUUAUUAUACAUAAGAGGGUUUAUGUGGGAGAAACAUCCUGUAAAUAUAAUAAAUAUGAGGGAGACUGUGAUAAGUCAGCACUCAUUGCCCAGAAGAUAACUUUUGAAUGUAAUGUAUGUGGGAAAGCCUUCUAUAAAAAGUCUAAACUUACUAAACAUCAUAAAAUACAUUCUGGGGAGAAACCUUAUAAAUGUAAAGAAUGUGGGAAGUCCUUCAUUAAGAAAUCAUACCUUACAAACCAUCAGAAAACACAUACACAGGAGAAACCUUAUGCAUGUACCAAAUGUAAGAAAUCUUUCCGUCAAAAGUCAAACCUAACUGUCCAUCAGAGAAUCCACACAGGGGAAAAACCCUAUGGAUGUAAUGAAUGUGGGGAAUCUUUCUGCCAAAUGUCAGCCCUUAUCUAUCAUCAGAGAAUACACACAGGAGAGAAACCCUAUGAAUGUGCUCAGUGUGGGAAAACCUUCUACCAGAAGUCAGCCCUUGGUGUACAUCAGAGAACUCACACAGGGGAGAAACCCUAUGAAUGUAAUGAAUGUGGAGAAACCUUUUACCAGAAGUCAGUUCUCACUGUUCACCACAGAACUCACACAGGUGAGAAACCAUAUGAAUGUAAAGAAUGUAGGAAAACUUUCUACAAUAAAUCAGCCCUGACUGUACAUCAGCGAACUCACACAGGCGAGAAACCAUAUGAAUGUAAACAAUGUAGAAAAAACUUUGCCCAGAAGUCAAAACUCACAGUACAUCAGAGAACUCACACGGGGGAAAAACCGUAUGAAUGUAAUGAAUGUGGAAAAACUUUUUGCCUGAAUUCAGUUCUUACUAUACAUCAGAGAACUCACACUGGGGAAAAACCUUAUGAAUGUAAUAAAUGUGGGAAAACCUUCAGCCAAAAAGCAAAUCUCAGGAUGCAUCAGGGUACACACACACGGGAAAAACCGUAUGAAUGUAGUGAAUGUGGGAAAACCUUCUACCAGAAGGCAGCUCUCACUACACAUCAGAGAAUUCACACAGGGGAAAAACCCUACAAAUGUAAUGAAUGUGGAAAAUCCUUUAGCCAGAAGUCAAACCUCAGGAUGCAUCAGAGUACUCAUACAGGGGAGAAACCUUAUGAAUGUAAUGAAUGUGGAAAAUCCUUCUACCAAAAGUCAGUCCUCACUACGCACCAGAGAACUCACACAGGGGAAAAACCCUAUGAAUGUAAUGAAUGUGGAAAAACCUUUCGCCAAAGGGCAAACUAUAGCAGGCAUCAGAAAAUUCACAUGGGAGAGAAACCCUAUGCAUCUAAUGAAUGUGGGGAAACCUACCAGAAAUCAUCUUUCACUGUACAUCAGAAAACUCACACAGGGAAGAAAUCCCAUGAAUGUAAUGAAUGUGGGAAAAUAUUCUACCAGAAGUCAUCCCUCAAGAUACAUGAAAGAAUUCACACUGGGGAGAAGCCCUAUGAAUGUAUAGAAUGUGGGAAAACCUUUUGCCAGAAGUCAACCCUCAAUAGACAUCAGAGAACUCAUGGAGGUAAGAAACCAUAUGAAUGUAAAGAAUGUAGGAAAGCGUUCUACCAAAAGUCAGCCCUCACACUGCAUCACAGAACUCACAUGUGAGAAGGCCUAUUAAUGUAUUGACAGUGAAAUGCCAUCACCAAAAGAGAUGUUACAGUACAUUAGAGAAUAUGUACAGUGGAUAAACCCUGUGCAUUUAACCAAUGUGAGAACUUUUUCAGCCUUAAGUCAAGCCUUACUAUCUGUCCGUCAGAGAAUUCAUGCAGGUAAAAACCCUGUGGCUGUACUGAAUGUUGGAAAAACCUUUUAGUAUAUAAAUGUCAAACCUCAGGCAUCGGGAAAUUCACACAGGAGAGAAACACUAAGAAUGUAAUGAAUGUAGGAACACCUUUUGGCUGAAGUCACAAUUUAGGUAUCAGGGGACUCAUACAGAAGAGAAAUCCUGUGUGGUGGAGACUGGCUAUGUGUUCUACAGAAUUUGCUUUUUUCUCUUGGACACACCUCACAUUGCAUUUCUCAGCCUCCCCUUAGUGUGAGUGGGCCCAUGUAACUGAAUUUUGCAGUGGAAUAUGUAUAUAAGUGAUGAUUAUUACUUCCAGGCAGGCCUAGAUCAGACAAAAACUGCCAUGCAGUCAUCCCUGUUUUCUCGGGUCCUCUGGGACUGAUUUGCAAAUGACCCUCAUGGUGGCCUCAGGAGCUAUAGGUAGGAGAAGAUGACUAUGAUUUAAGACUAAAGGAAUUGAUUAGAAAAAGUAGUCUUCCCAUUCCUAUCCCAAAGUCCUAUGUUUGUAAUUUACGUGAGAAAUAAAUACCUACAACUUUGA
Microcebus murinus (gray mouse lemur) is the source of this 3068-nucleotide messenger RNA. The record is from RefSeq and is a predicted model, not a curated record. NCBI's taxonomy places the organism in Eukaryota, Metazoa, Chordata, Mammalia, Primates, Cheirogaleidae.